UCCUCCCUCCCCUCAGGCCAGUGAGUAGUUUGGUCACUUAACACUGACUCUCUCACACACUCACCCACAAAGGUUUCGGGGAGGAGGGGACAACGUGAAUGACCUUGCAAAGGUAUCUAGCUCACUGGGGACAGGAUUAACAAACCCAAACCUCUGCAAAUAUAUAUUGCAUUCCCCCUGCAUUCCUCCCAAAGUUGUUAGCUCCUCUCGCGCCUGCCUCGCCCAGUCCUCUUUGGGCUCGCUCCGCCAUACAAAGCCCAACCCUCCCAUCUCUUCUUCAUAAAGCCGGAGAACUUCAGUCCCCAUGUUGAAGCUUGUCGGUGGCGGUGGCGGGCAGUACUGGGCAUGCUCAGUAACGGGGACAGGUCUGGGAGGCGAAGGAGCUGUGUUUGAAGUCGCGCGAGUGGGGGAUCCGGGGAAGGCGGGCUGCGUGGGCCCCGCCUGGGGGUGCGUGGGGAUCCCCGAUUCCGCGCCAGGAGCGGGCAUGCUCCAGGCCGGCGCGGCGGGGCCGGCGCGCGGGGGGCAGGGCGCGGAGGAGGAGGGGGAGCCGGCGGGAGGAGGGGAGGAGCGCCAGCCUCGCCAUCCCCCGGCGCCGGCUCUGCGGCUGCUGAAUCGGAAGCCGCGAGGAAGAUCCGGGGAAAUAAAGACGACCGAGAAUGACCUCCAGCGAGGCCGCCUGAGCCGGGGCCCGCGCUCCGCCCCACCAGCCCUUGGCAUGGGCGACCACGGCGGGCUGCCGGAGCGCUCGGACCCGCACGCUCCGGGCAGUCCCGCCGUCGCCGGCGCUGUAGCCGUGAAUGGGCUGCUGCACAACGGCUUCCACCCAACGCCGGUCCAGCUGCCGCGCCUCUGCGGUCGGGGCCCCGCAGGCGUUGGGGACGCGGGGCCCCCGCGCCUCCCGCUCCAGCCCGAGCUCCAGCCACAGCCGCCGCCCCCUCAGCACGACUCCCCGGCCAAGAAAUGCCGGCUGCGGAGGAGGAUGGACUCGGGAAGGAAGAACAGGCCGCCAUUCCCGUGGUUCGGCAUGGAUAUUGGCGGGACGCUGGUUAAGUUGGUCUACUUUGAACCGAAGGAUAUUACAGCUGAAGAGGAGCAAGAGGAAGUGGAAAACCUGAAGAGCAUCAGGAAGUAUUUGACUUCUAACACUGCUUACGGCAAAACCGGGAUCCGAGACGUCCACCUGGAACUGAAAAACUUGACCAUGUGUGGGCGGAAGGGGAACCUGCACUUCAUCCGCUUUCCCAGCUGCGCGAUGCACAGGUUCAUCCAGAUGGGCAGCGAGAAGAACUUCUCCAGCCUGCACACCACGCUCUGUGCCACGGGAGGCGGCGCCUUCAAGUUCGAAGAGGACUUCAGAACGAUUGCUGACCUGCAGCUCCACAAGCUGGAUGAACUGGACUGUCUGAUUCAGGGCCUGCUUUACGUUGACUCCGUGGGCUUCAACGGCAAGCCGGAAUGUUACUAUUUUGAGAACCCCACAAAUCCCGAAUUGUGUCAAAAAAAGCCGUACUGCCUCGAUAACCCAUACCCUAUGUUGCUGGUGAACAUGGGCUCAGGUGUCAGCAUCCUAGCCGUGUACUCCAAGGACAACUAUAAAAGAGUUACAGGGACCAGUCUUGGAGGUGGAACAUUCCUAGGCCUAUGUUGCUUGCUGACUGGUUGUGAGACCUUUGAAGAAGCUCUGGAAAUGGCAGCUAAAGGCGACAGCACCAAUGUUGAUAAGCUGGUGAAGGACAUUUACGGAGGAGACUAUGAGCGAUUUGGCCUUCAAGGAUCUGCGGUAGCAUCAAGCUUUGGCAACAUGAUGAGUAAGGAAAAGCGAGAUUCCAUCAGCAAGGAAGACCUCGCCCGAGCCACCCUGGUCACCAUCACCAACAACAUCGGUUCCAUUGCUCGGAUGUGUGCAUUGAAUGAGAAUAUUGACAGAGUUGUGUUUGUUGGGAAUUUUCUCAGAAUCAAUAUGGUCUCCAUGAAGCUGCUAGCAUAUGCCAUGGAUUUUUGGUCCAAAGGACAGCUAAAAGCUCUGUUUUUGGAACAUGAGGGUUAUUUUGGAGCUGUUGGGGCACUGCUGGAACUGUUCAAAAUGUCUGAUGACCAGUAGAGACGAGCCAUGGAUGGAACAGCCUUCUGUGCGAACAGGGAACUGAGCUCUGCUGCUGGAGAGGGUGAAAGCCACUGUGGGAUGGAAGCCAAGCCAUUAUGGAAGAUGAACCUGCUGGAUUUGUAAAUACUUUAAAAUCCUUCUAGCUGAUCUUUUACUCUUGGAUUUUGAGCUUAUGAUUCAAAUUGGGGAAUAUAAGAAUUUUUUUCUGUAUACUGCAUUUAAAAAAAAAUUCGUGCAGUGUAGCCAAACCUACCAAUUUUAUGCAUUGACUUUGAAAAAUUGUAUGGUGUUUAAGAAGGACCUGAAAUGUAAGUGCUGUUUAUUUUUCUUCUGGGGUUUACUGAUCAGUGUGGUAAUUUUAACUUCAUUUAGUAAUUACUCUAGGAGAUUUUACCUUUACUUAUAUUUUUCAUGACGUUUCAUGAUUUGCUGUUGGUUUCAAAUGAAACUACAAAUCUGGCAUGUUUUACUGUGAACACUAUUUUGUUUGUUCGUUGACCUGUUUUUUUUUUUUGUUUCUUUUUUUUUGGUCUUUUUUUUUCUGUUUGAAUGUCUUAUGGAAAAAGAAUCCUUCCCCGUUUCUGUCCUCGGAUGACUCCCUGUGCCCCUCCAUAUCAUUCUUUAAUGUAAUUGUUCAUUUUUAAUCAAGGUGCUGACCAACUCAAGACAAAGUAAAGCAUGAGAUCUAAAGCUCGCAAAAGUGCCCUUGAAGAAGAAACUCUGAAAAAGUGUUCAUGAGUUUAGUAAGUCCAGCAAAAGCUGAAAAUUAUAUGCAAUUUUGUCUCAUCCCUUAUGAAUAUACCACGUUGUGUUGGAUUUAUUUUAUAUUAGGUUAUAUUAAAUUGAAAUGUUCAAUGAUGAAAUGUCCUCGUUUGUGCACAGCAUAUGAAUGGCAGCAAAUCCUCGUGCCAGAUGUUGGAAUUUACAGGGGAAAUUCUCCCAGAGGAGUAACUGUUCACAUCAGGAGGUUCAGGAGAAGUCAUGGGUUGAGGUGUCAUGUAGUAAUAAUCUAUGUUUUUUGUAUAUGUACGUACCUAGGAGCUUUGUAACAAGGCAUCUUAAAUAAUAAUAAAGGUUUUUUAUUUGAAAUAUUUUAAGCUGAAAACUAUUUCAAUCCCACUUUCUAAAAUUAAAAAACAAUUGUGAUACUGAUCUCUUUUUUUUUUUUUCUGUUUGGGUAACUUUCAAAUGAGAAUCUUGUACCAAUGUUGAAACACAUGAAAUCUAAUGAUUAGGAACUAAUUAAUCUUUUGAAUUGAGCAUAUUGUUGAAAGGGAUUUUUGAAGGGCAGUAUAAUUGCUCCAUAAUGAAACUUUCCUUCUCUGCCUUCUGGGCACCAUCUUUGAUUUCCAUAUCUUCAGGUCUUGAAGAAGUUGUCGUUAAUUGAAGUAUUCACUUGUCUGGUUGAAAUAAAGCCUGUUUCUGUUGUGA
Camelus dromedarius (Arabian camel) is the source of this 3535-nucleotide messenger RNA. RefSeq names its product pantothenate kinase 1 (gene PANK1). Gene Ontology annotation, cellular component: cytosol; nucleus. Gene Ontology annotation, biological process: coenzyme A biosynthetic process. The transcript has 7 exons. The record is from RefSeq and is a predicted model, not a curated record. Gene Ontology annotation, molecular function: pantothenate kinase activity; ATP binding. NCBI's taxonomy places the organism in Eukaryota, Metazoa, Chordata, Mammalia, Artiodactyla, Camelidae. Bases 305 to 2101 code for a protein of 598 amino acids.